Molecule: messenger RNA, 999 nt
Organism: Anopheles nili
Lineage: Eukaryota; Metazoa; Arthropoda; Insecta; Diptera; Culicidae
Product: kin of IRRE-like protein 1
Exons: 6
Coding region: 1-999 (332 amino acids)
Biological process (GO): synapse organization
Cellular component (GO): neuron projection membrane
Source: RefSeq, a predicted model, not a curated record
AUGAAGUGUCACAGGCGGCUUACGUUGGACAUCUGGAUCCUGCUGGCGUACGUGCUAGAUAUCACCAGCGGUGGCAUGCAGCACCAUCGGCCCAUCGACGGGUAUAAAUCAUUCCUCGAGACCGGCACGGCUCAUCUGCGGGCGUACGUGGCGUCUGGCUCGGCAGGAGCUUACCACGGGAGUAGCAGCCAAGGAGCAGGAGGAGGACUCCACCAGCAGCCACAAUCACUCGCACAGGGUGGCAAAUGGGAGGAGCCGUACUUUGACGACACGACACCGAGGAAUGUGACCGCGCUUGUUGGCAAAUCCGCUUAUCUGAGCUGCCGCGUGAGAAGCUUGGGCAACAAGACGGUUUCAUGGAUACGACACCGAGACAUCCACAUACUUACCGUUGGUAGCUACACGUACACUUCCGAUCAGCGGUUCCAGGCGACGCACCACAAAAACAUCGAUGACUGGACGCUACAGAUCAAGUGGGCCCAAAAGCGUGAUGCCGGUGUCUAUGAGUGCCAGAUAUCGACGCAGCCAGUUCGCAGCUAUUUCGUCACGCUGAGCGUCGUAGUCCCGACGGCGACGAUAAUCGGUGGACCGGACCUACACGUGGACAAGGGCAGCACCAUCAACCUGACGUGCGCGGUCAAGUACAGCCCGGAACCGCCGGCCUACAUCUUCUGGUACCACCACGACGAGGUGAUCAGCUACGACUCGAGCCGGGGUGGUGUUUCGGUUAUCACGGAGAAAGGCGACAUCACCACGUCGCACCUGCUGAUCCAAAACGCCGACCUAGACGACUCGGGCAAGUACUCCUGCUCGCCAUCCAACGCGGACGUGGCCAGCGUACGAGUGCACGUCCUCAACGUUCGCGCCGUCGUUUCAGGUGAGCAUCCGGAGGCGAUGCAGACAGGCGGUGCAUCACCACACCGGCUGGUGGACAUGUCACAUAGAAAACGUGAAAGCAAAUAUGCUCAUCCAACAACACCGUUCCGAGAAAAUGUUUGA